GACAUCACAAUGUACAAAACCUUGGUAUUGUUAGCGUUUCUCUUCUCGAACGCUGUCUCGGUCCCCAUCCGUGACGGUCUAUUACCGAAUGGCAAUUUCGAGCUUGGUCCAAAAUCGUCACAGCUGAAGGGCGUAUUGGUCACGGACCGUGCCGCGAUACCGAAGUGGGAAAUCUCGGGUUAUGUAGAGUACAUAAAAGCCGGUCAGACACAAGGCGACAUGCUUCUCGUCGUGCCCGAGGGCUCGUCUGCGGUCAGGUUGGGCAAUGAGGCCUCCAUCCGCCAAAAGAUAUCUGUCAGAACCGGCCAGUUCUACUCCAUCACGUUCAGUGCGGCUCGGACCUGCGCUCAGGAGGAACGGCUCAACAUAUCGGUCACGCAUGAGUCGGGGAUCAUACCGAUCCAGACAAUGUACAGCAGCAACGGCUGGGACUCGUACGCUUGGGCGUUCAAGGCCGGUGGACCCGAUAUCGAGGUCCGAAUCCAUAACCCUGGUUUAGAGGAGGAUCCUGCUUGUGGACCCUUGAUCGACUCGCUCGCCAUUAAAGCCUUGUCCCCUCCAAGAUUCUUGAGAAAUAAUAUGAUAAAGAACGGUAACUUUGAGGAAGGGCCGUACGUGUUUCCGAAUGUGAAAUGGGGGGUCCUGAUCCCACCGUUCAUCGAGGACGAUAACAGUGCCUUGCCCGGUUGGAUCGUCGAGUCGUUGAAGGCGGUCAAGUACGUGGACAAGGCCCACUUCGCCGUACCAGAGGGCCAUCGAGCCAUCGAGCUGGUCGGAGGAAAAGAGAGUUCGGUGGCUCAGAUCGUGAGGACUACGCCCAACAAGUUCUACAAGCUCACGUUCGCCGUCGGUGACGCCGGUAACUCCUGCGAGGGUCCGAUGGCGGUCGAGGCGUUCGCCGGCCGGGGGAGGAUCUCGGUUGAUUACGUGUCCAGUGGCAAAGGAGGGUCCAAACCAGCUCGACUCAUGUUCAAGGCCAUCUCGGCUAGGACACGUGUCACUUUUCUCAGCACGUUUUAUCAUACCAAGAGCGACCACUCCGGUUCGCUCUGUGGUCCGGUCAUUGAUGACGUCAGGCUGGUUCCUGUCCGUAGUCUCCGAGGUUGAAAAAAAAAAACUCGAGUCUACUUUUAGGAUUUGAUCCAAUACAUAUAAAUUGGGUUCUGAUGACGGCGAUGGACUUGAAUAUACAACGGUUAUAAACAAUGUAAUUUCUGUUCCUAUAUUUUUUAUAAUUAAUAAUAAGAUAUGUCUUUGCACAA
Tarenaya hassleriana is the source of this 1262-nucleotide messenger RNA. RefSeq lists its product as uncharacterized. The record is from RefSeq and is a predicted model, not a curated record. The transcript has 3 exons. The coding region runs from base 10 to 1107 and encodes 365 amino acids. NCBI's taxonomy places the organism in Eukaryota, Viridiplantae, Streptophyta, Magnoliopsida, Brassicales, Cleomaceae.